GCCUGUCUCUUAUACACAUCUAGAUGUGUAUAAGAGACAGGAGAGAGAGAGAGAGAGAGAGAGAGAAUGGGAGAGGAUGGUGAGGACUCGACGGACAACCAUGUCCGUUAGAAGGGAAACGGUGGCGCUGAAUGCCUGCAAACCGGAUCCCGACGAAGAGGAAAAGGCGUGCAAAAGUUCGAUAAAUGGAACAAGGGGAGGGGUCAAGAAAUCGGCCACGGGGGCGCGGAAGACGGCGAAACUGGGCGUAGUGAUUAACUCGUACGAGGAGCAGCGUUUGGCGCGCAUUGCGGAGAACAAGGCAAGAUUGCUGGCGGCGGGAAUCCACAGUGACGUGGCAAAUCUGAGGGCGUCGAUGAGAAGUGCCACCCUCCCUUCAUAUCGGCUAGAUCGGAAGAAAGUGAAGCAAGAGGAGGGUAUGGAAGACGGAUCCGCGGCCAAUGAAGUUGGGAUGAGAUCGCGUGCGGCGGCGGCGGCGGCUAGCGCGGAGUCUUCCCGACGGCGGUCGGAGAGGCUUGUUGCCAUUGCGCCUGUCAACUACAACGAGGGCAAAGACGAGAGAACGCCCGGGAUUAAUAAGAGGCCAAUUGUGACCAAGGAGUACGAAUUGGGUGCGUUUGAGAGGUUAUCUGCGGGCGCAUUGAUGAGCAGCGCGGGGCGGCGGCGCAAGGUGUACGAUAACCUUGAAGCUGACGAGGGUUGGAAACCACUGGUUCUUCCGCCUCAUUUGCAGCGGCAUAGAUGCGAUUCUGAGGGGAGGGGGAGCGUGUAUGAUCCCGUGGUCGGGCUGUGUUGCCAUUUCUGUAGGCAGAAGAAGUUAUGCGCGGAGCCGGACUGCGAACGAUGCGGGGGAAUGGACGUGACUAAGCGCUGCAGGGGGAAGACGGAGUGCAGCCGCUGUCAGUCGUCGACGGGAAUCUUUUGCCGCGCUUGCAUUCUGUUACGUUAUGGGUCGUCGCUGGAGGAGGUGAGAUCGAAUCCCAAGUGGAUAUGCGCACAUUGUACGGAAGCAGAGGGAAAGGAUCCCUACUGGAUAUGCAACAGCUCUGUCUGUCUCAAGAGGCAUAAGCUGCCGCCGCUCGGGAUCGCGAUCUACGAGGCGCGGCGACAUGGGUAUCCUUCCGUUGCGCAUCUCCUCAAGGCCAAGCUUCAAGAAGUCGACAGAGAUAAUUAGGGCAUAGUCACACGAGGGGGACGGCUUGUUUUUACGUACUUCUGGACGUGAUAGCGGCCGCAUACAUCUCAGUAUUGCUGUAAUUGCGGUCUGGUGCAUUUAGGACUAGCGAGGGGGACUGUCUGUUUUUCUUACUUAUUUUCUGGACGUGAUAGCGGCCGAAUACAUCUAAGUAUGGCCGUAAUUGCGGUCGGGUACAUUUAGGACUGUGCUAGUGUGAGUAUCUGGACGUCGUAGCGGCCGCAUACGUCAAAGUACGGACGUAAUUGCGGUCGGAUACAUUUAAGACUCUGCUAGUGCGAGUACGCUGUUAGACUUGUCGUUUUCCACUUCUGUUAGGAUUUGUGCUUUUCCUCUAGACCAAGCUUCAGUCGCUCCUUACAGAUAAAUGUAGACUUACUUU
This is a messenger RNA of Chara braunii, 1577 nucleotides long. Lineage: Eukaryota; Viridiplantae; Streptophyta; Charophyceae; Charales; Characeae. The record is from the annotation of a GenBank genome assembly.